AGCUUCCUUCUCCCCUCAGCCGCGGCAAACAGCGCAAAUCCGAUAUGCCACCACCUCCUUAACUGAUCGACGGUGAAUCUCGUAAAACAAAUCAAUUCGCACUAAAAACGUGCAUCAACCACUUUUCGCACGUCCUUUUUUCUUUUACUACCGACAAAACUACUACCACCUAUCUUAUCCAUUACGUAGCCUCAAGCCUCCCGCCAAACCGCGUCGCAAACAUCGUCAUCGCAGGUCGCCAUGGCGGAUAAGUGGGUAGAUUGGAACAAGACCACCCGGUCUAAGAACUAUCGCGGGUCCGGGUCGUUUGCGACGUUUAUGAUUAUAGGACCAACAUGUUUCUUCCUCGGCAUCCUCUUCGCCAUGUUCCCGUACGACUUCCCGCUGCUAUGGACCAAGGACCCCAUCUCGGCCGCGUACCUGGAUCAGCUCGAGAUCCACCUCAAGUUCAUGCACCAGUCGCCUCCCCUGAUCGCGCGCAUCCUCAGCAUCAUGGUUGGCGUCGGCUUCCUCGGCUUCUUCAUCAAGCUGUUCCGCGCCUCCGAGUCCAACAUGCUGUUCGACGGCGCCUCCCUCGUCCUCUACCUCAUCGGCGUCGGCGUCUACGUCGCUAACAUCGUCAAGGGCCUGCGCCUCGUCAGCGCCGGCGCCUGGGACGCCGACGACUUCGACCCCGCGACCGUUGGCGUCGGCCGUCCUGGCGCUGGCGCCGGCGACCCGUUGACCGGUGGCGAGAUCAUCCUCGGCCGCGAGGAUAGCCUGAAGGUCCUGGCUGCGAGCAACACGAUCCUGGCGUUGGUGCUUGUUGGCGUGCUGGUCCUCCAGGCGGGCCAAUGGUACGCCGAGCGCAAGGACGACGAGGAAUACGAGAAGUACGAGAAUAUGGAGAAGACUAGCAACGGCGGGCGUCCGUCGAGUCCGACGGCCGAGAAGAGCAACAAGAAGAAGCAAUGAAGAGCUCUUGUUGGCUUCCCUAAAAAUAUUUCAUAUUCUUACCAUGUACGAGCCCUAGCUUUAGAGGGUUAGGCGAGGGGGGUUAGUAUUGGUGCUGUUUAGUAAAACAAAAAUAUGUUGAGAGUGGUUUUCUUGGAUUUGGAUCGUGGGUGAUGGUCGGCUGUUAUGAAGAUGUAUGAGCUGUUGACGGACGAUUAAUGGGAACAUAAGAAGAAGAAGGAGCCAUAUUGUCAGAUAGGCUCUAGGACGCUUGUACGAAAAGUUGCCAUGCUGCAUCGACUGGGCUGGGUUUUAAAUGUGUGCAUACCAAGACGAACCGCGAUUGGGUUCUUGGUUUUUUUUUUUUUUUUUUUUUU
Messenger RNA from Daldinia decipiens, 1310 nucleotides. Its product is annotated as Shr3 amino acid permease chaperone. Gene Ontology annotation, biological process: endoplasmic reticulum to Golgi vesicle-mediated transport. Lineage: Eukaryota; Fungi; Ascomycota; Sordariomycetes; Xylariales; Hypoxylaceae. The record is from RefSeq and is a predicted model, not a curated record. Gene Ontology annotation, cellular component: endoplasmic reticulum membrane. The transcript has 2 exons. Bases 241 to 954 code for a protein of 237 amino acids.